Molecule: messenger RNA, 2070 nt
Organism: Prionailurus viverrinus (fishing cat)
Lineage: Eukaryota; Metazoa; Chordata; Mammalia; Carnivora; Felidae
Gene: NHERF1
Product: NHERF family PDZ scaffold protein 1
Exons: 6
Coding region: 237-1337 (366 amino acids)
Biological process (GO): protein localization to plasma membrane
Cellular component (GO): apical plasma membrane
Molecular function (GO): signaling receptor binding; protein-membrane adaptor activity
Source: RefSeq, a predicted model, not a curated record
UCGGCAUCGCUCAGACGCCGCGCGGGGAGGGGAUUGGUCCACGCGUUCCUGCUCCAACUUCUAGCAGUUCGGGGCCACAGCUCGCCGCACACCUGCUUGUUCAGCCAGUCUGAAGGCGCGGGGAUUCCCUCCUGCGCUCCCUCCUGCCUGCCGGUCCACAGGGAGGAGAGAAGGGCUGGACCGUCCCGCCCCCAGCCCCCAACAGGACCCCACGUCGCACCACUGAGCCGGGCGAGAUGAGCGCGGACGCGGCGGCCGGGGCGCCCCUACCCCGGCUCUGCUGCCUGGAGAAGGGUCCGAACGGCUACGGCUUCCACCUGCACGGGGAGAAGGGCAAGGUGGGCCAGUUCAUCCGGCUGGUGGAGCCCGGUUCGCCAGCCGAGAAGUCGGGGCUGCUGGCCGGAGACCGGCUGGUGGAAGUGAACGGCGAGAACGUAGAGAAAGAGACCCACCAGCAGGUGGUGAGCCGCAUCCGCGCCGCGCUCAACGCAGUGCGCCUGCUGGUGGUCGACCCCGAGACGGACGAGCGACUGCAGAAGCUGGGUGUCCAGGUCCGGGAGGAGCUGCUGCGAGCCCAAGACGGGCCCGGGCAGGCCGAGCCGCCGGCCGCCACCGAGGCGCAGGGGGCUGGUAGCGAAAAUGAGCCGCAGGCCGCCGCGCCAGAACCGCGCGAGGUGGAGAAGAGCUGUCCGGAGCGGCGUGAGCUUCGGCCUCGGCUCUGCACCAUGAAGAAGGGUGCCAAUGGCUACGGCUUCAACUUGCACAGCGAUAAGUCCAAGCCAGGCCAGUUCAUCCGGGCAGUGGACCCAGACUCACCUGCCGAGGCCUCGGGGCUCCGGGCUCAGGACCGCAUCGUGGAGGUGAACGGGGUCUGUAUGGAGGGCAAGCAGCACGCAGAUGUGGUAUCUGCCAUCAAGGCUGGUGGGGACGAGACCAAGCUGCUGGUGGUAGACAAGGAAACCGAUGAGUUCUUCAAGAAAUGCAAAGUGACCCCGUCUCAGGAGCAUCUGAACGGUCCCCUGCCCGAGCCCUUUACCAAUGGGGAGAUCCGGAAGGAGAACAGCCGUGAAGUCCUGGCUGAGGUAGCAUCUGAGAGCCCCAGAUCAGCCCUGGCAAGAUCCACCUCCAGUGAUACCAGUGAGGAGCUGAAUUCCCAAGACAGCCCCAGGAAACAGGACUCCACAGCACCCUCGUCUACCUCUUCCUCCUCCGACCCCAUCCUGGACUUCAACAUCUCCCUGGCCGUGGCCAAAGAGAGGGCUCACCAGAAACGCAGCAACAAGCGGGCUCCGCAGAUGGACUGGAGCAAGAAAAACGAACUCUUCAGCAACUUCUGAGUGUCCUCCUGCGGGCACCAGGGAAAGCUGGUGCGACUGGGCCAGCCCCCCUGCCCCACCCGAGCCAGCUCCCUCUCCCUCCUCCCCACUCACUCCCCUCCCUAAUCUACACACAAAUCAGCACCAGCGUCCCUCCUCUAUCGGUGAAUCUGAUUUUUCUAGAGAACCGUGCUCUUCCCUUACCUCGGGGAAGGUCAAUGUUUCCAACCUGCCCCAGUCAGCAAGCAGACUCUGGCCUGCGUCUCCUGCGUGCUUCAGCCUACCAGGGGCGCCCUCACCACACCCCUGGGACCUCAGUGAAACCCAUACCAAGCAAGGGGUCAGGCAAGAGGUCCUGUUCUUUCACGACCCCAAGUGAUGAGUCAAAGGUUAAUCAAGGACUGCUGAUUACAGCAACGCUGUGGAAUGGACAGGGGCCCGUCGUUCUCAGAGCUGCGGCUGGGGCAUUUACUUUUGUUCAUUUGAUUUUUUUUUUUUUUUUUUUUGAGUGCAGUACCACAGACAGAGUUUAGAGGGAUUUUUGUUUCCUUGAUUAACAUGAUUUUCCAGGUUGUUGCAUCCAGGAUAUAGCAGCAACCUUAGCCUUAAACUUUGUUUUUGCUCCUACUACACGCCCCCCCCCCCCCUCACCACCGGGAGCCCCGGGCAACAUGGGGAGGGUCUGGCCACCUCCUGCCCAGCCACCCCACUGUAAGGAAACUCCCAUCAGAAAUUCAACUGGCUUCCAAACCGC